Molecule: messenger RNA, 2521 nt
Organism: Centropristis striata (black sea bass)
Lineage: Eukaryota; Metazoa; Chordata; Actinopteri; Perciformes; Serranidae
Gene: foxn1
Product: forkhead box N1
Exons: 7
Coding region: 1-1548 (515 amino acids)
Biological process (GO): regulation of transcription by RNA polymerase II
Molecular function (GO): transcription cis-regulatory region binding; DNA-binding transcription factor activity, RNA polymerase II-specific
Source: RefSeq, a predicted model, not a curated record
AUGAUGAUGGUCACGCCACAGUCGAAAGUGGGCAGGGGCAUCUGCUUCACCCAGCAAGAGAGCAAAAGCUUCAGCUCGAGGGCCGCCGCUGUGAGUCGGAGGCACAGCAUUGAUGGGACAAUUGGUUCAGGAUCAGGAUCAGUACCGGGACGAGGCCCCAUUGACUUGGACCGCUUCCAUCCGUACCUACGACAGUUCAGUGAAGGGGCGGUGCCGGCUGUGGGGCCCUGCUUCCAGCAGUGCUCGCCUACUUUCAGCUGUCUACAGGAGGUGUGCAGCCCGGAGACUCAGCUACAAGAUACAAACAGCUCCAGCAGCGAGACGCCAACAUCCUGGGACCAGUACAAUGGCAGCCUUCAGGUUUCUAGAUUAAUGAGUUCGUACCCAGAACUACCAGCUGCACCAGUAGAGCCCUCCAGCUACCUGUCUCAGAGCUAUCCAUCCUACAGCUCACAGAGCCCCCAGCAACAGGUCUCAUCUAGACUGUAUCCUAAUAACGAGCAGUCCAACAGUUCAAAAUAUUCUCUCCAAAGUCUCUCCUCUCAAUCCCACCAGGAGGGCUCCACACAGUCUCCCUUCCCCAAACCCAUCUACUCAUACAGCAUCUUGAUCUUCUUGGCUCUGAAGAACAGUAAAACAGGAAGCCUGCCAGUCAGCGAGAUCUACAGCUUCAUGACUGAACACUUCCCCUAUUUCAAGUCAGCUCCUGAUGGAUGGAAGAACUCUGUGCGUCACAACCUCUCUCUGAACAAGUGCUUUGAGAAGGUGGAGAACAAAAAUGGGAACUCGUCCCGUAAAGGCUGUCUCUGGGCUCUCAAUCCAGCCAAGGUGGAGAAAAUGCAGGAGGAGCUGCACAAGUGGCGCCGCAAGGACCCCGUCACUGUUCGAAGGAGCAUGGCGAGGCCAGAAGACCUUGAUCGUCUACUGGGAGAGAGACCAGACAAGCUCAAGGCUUUGCCGCCUUACACCAUCCCAGCUUUGUUAUCCAGAAUGGCCCCUAUCUACGGCACCUCCUCUUCAUCCUGCAGCCUAGCACAGCUGCGACCGCCCUGUUUACCCACCCGGCACCAACAGUAUGCCCAUGUUCCGCCUCAGCAGCCCUGCUACCUUCCCCCUGCCGCUGCUCACCCCAGCAAUUCAUUUGUCCUGUCCUCACCCUGUGGACAGCAGCAUGCAGCUGCUGUCCCAUCAGCCCCUGGGAGCUUGCACUCCCUCAGGGCUUGUAAGAUGCCCCCUGUGUACAGCCCCAGCAGCAUGCAGGACCUGCUGUUGGAGGGAGAUGCCAGUUAUGAUGUCGACACGCUCAACCCCAGUCUGAUUGACGUGCAGCUACAAGGAAACCUGUGGGAGCAGUUACAGGAGGACAGCUUGGUGUCAGAUCCACAAGUUCCCGGUCGACGGAAAGCAGAGUAUGAGGACGACGACACGACUGACAGAAACUUUGAGCUGCAGGGAUGUUUGAAUGGACUGCAUCCUGUGGUUUACUCAGGGGUGGAGAGUCUGGCUGGGUAUCUGACCUCCUGCACCGCCUCCGUCUCCUCAAUGUAAACACCCGACUGUUUGGGCCAGAACACUCCCUGAUCAUCACUGUACUAAAUUAACCUGGCCACAAACAGCUUUAUGCCUCAGUGUUAGCUUGGGGACUAUUUAACUGAUUUAAUCCUCUAUUUACUACCAUGUGACAGACUGUGAAAUACUUCUUUUUUCUUUUUGUCUGUUUCAAUACACAUUUAUAUCCCCCCAUUUAUUUAUUUGAGACUAAGAAUUAGUAAAUAAUUAGUAAACAAGGAGACACUUGAUACAUUAAAGUUGUAAUUAAAUUUAAUUGAAUUUUCUAAUCUAUUUAUUUACCUUUUAAAAUUUUACAUCACUGUGGUAUAAGUUCUCUUAUUUUUAAGUAAUUUAAAAAACAAUGUUUUGUCAUUUAUGAAUAUUCAAUUAAAUGUUAUUUAGUAAAAUGUUGUUGCAUUAAUAAUGUUUGCCAAUGUUUUGCCAAUUUUUUAUGAUCUCUUUAAGUCAGUUAAAUGUACAAUAUGCGGCCUAAUUUUCUGCCAUCAGUGGGUCUCAAAACAGCAGCAAAAGAUGGAGCAUUGUUGUUGUUCCUGGUUAGGAAAAAAAAGUUCGUCAUUCAGGCGGGGUUUUAUUUUUAGCAGAAGCCAAAUUAUCCGUAGAGUUUCCGCCCUCUCCAAAGCAAAUGGACCCAGCGAUUCAAUCUGGUUGAAUACUAAAUAAAGCAGUUUCAUGUUGUGUUUUUCUGUCACUGUUCAGCACUGUUGUGGUUGUGAGCUGAGCUGCAGACAGCAUUUACUUAUCUUGUUUCUCCGAAAACUUAAUAUCCAGAUAUCUCAUGACUAAAAUCAAUCAUCUGGUUAAAAUACAUAGUUAAACGCAAACAAGAUCUUAAAAAUGGCAGUUUAUGACGAUUUCUGGCAGACAACCAUUACACUGAUGAAUCUGCAAAGACUAUAUGACAAUGUAUAUGGCAAUACGUGAUUAAAAUUACGGAUUUCCCCCCUGUCCC